Molecule: messenger RNA, 1107 nt
Organism: Helianthus annuus (common sunflower)
Lineage: Eukaryota; Viridiplantae; Streptophyta; Magnoliopsida; Asterales; Asteraceae
Exons: 2
Coding region: 270-869 (199 amino acids)
Source: RefSeq, a predicted model, not a curated record
GGGGGGGGGGGAACCGCCGGUGGUGGUUUACCGGUGCUAAAAUGGACCAAGAAGUCCUUUGAUCGUCUGAUUCUUGACGUCCAAAUGCCCCCAGAAUAUGGGGCCUUUUAUCCAUCGGAGGGUGACACCGGUGCCGAUGCUCCGGCCGGUUAUGUUACCAUGUGGGCAGACUUUUUUGGUGACUGUAAUCUCGGUUACCUUUGACUAUUUUUGUUGUUGAGGUUUUGGAGUGGUACAAGAUCCACAUUUCUCAACUGAGUCCGUUGGGUAUGAUCCGGAUUCGAAAUUUUGAGUCAACCUUUCGUGCUCUUGACAUAGAGCCUUCUGUUGGAGAUUUCCGACGGUUUUACCAAAUGACGGUAUCCUUGGGGUUCUUUUCUUUCCGUCAACGAGAUGGUAGUCCCAAACUGAUGACUCCUCCCAAGGGUAUGACGAAGUGGAAAAUGAAGUUCUUUUACAUCAAAGCUGCUGCAAUUGUUGCAAAUAUGACGUUUCGGAAUGUGACCGAGACGAUCAUAACAGAGACCAUUGCAGUCCCGAGUUUGAAGACGGUGGAGUGGUUUCCGCGGUUGCAGACCAUUGAAUGGGUGAAGCUGAGCAACACACAGUUGUGGGUGUUGCGCAUGAUGCUGACAAGGAGGAACAAGAAGUCAAAGCCCGUGGUGCGGGAGAAAAGUGGUGAGGAUGCUCCCUUAUGGAGGAUGUUUGCCCAGGAUUUCCGGGGUCAGGUGGAAACAGUUGUUUGUGCGGAUGGCGAGGAGGAGUUUAAUGUCAUCAUUCGAGAUAACUUCCGGGUGCCUACUCAGGCCGCAUUGGCAGUUGAGUUGCCGCGAGGCAAAGGUAUAUUUAGGAAUCCUUUUUACUUGUGAUAACAAUAAUGGUUUCACUAACUCGCCUUUUGGAUGGUUUCCAUGCAGGUGAUCUUGGGGCCUUAGGGGACCCUGACGCGAAGGGUGUGCCUAAGAGGCAAGUGGUGAAAGGCGUGCGCUUUCGCCAAAAGAAAAUACCGGAGGUCACUGUUGUGCCUCAUCUGGUGCCGCAGGCGGCAGGUAUCUCUUACUCUCCUUUCCGUAGAUACAUGGAUUAUGUGAUAGUAUCUGAUACCCU